Molecule: messenger RNA, 273 nt
Organism: Danaus chrysippus (African queen)
Lineage: Eukaryota; Metazoa; Arthropoda; Insecta; Lepidoptera; Nymphalidae
Source: the annotation of a GenBank genome assembly
AUGGUUAUAGGUGAGAAGCCUCACUACGAUUUAAAUAACGCCCCUGCUCUGUUUGACAAAUUCAUGAAGGAUUACAACAGAAAUUAUAAGGAUGCGAUUGAUAGAGAAGUACAUUAUCAGAUCUUUGUUAACAGUUUAAAGGAAAUAAACGAAGCUAAUGCCAGAUCUUCUCCAACUGUGUACGAUAUUAAUGGCUUUGCUGACUACACGAAAGAGGAAGAAAGACACUUACGUGGGCUAUUAAUAGGUAACGUACCCUUUUUGUUAUCAUAA